UUCAUACGUCAACGUUACGUUUUUCCUUCGUGGUUUUUACGGGAGAAACCCAAUACAUUAUUUAUUUGUCAAUAUUAAAUUCCCAUAAAAGUGUACGCUUUAAUUAGUGCAAUAAAACAACUAAGAUGGCAUCCAUACCGCUAAUGUAUGCUCAAGAAGAUUGUGAACUCGGUGGAAAGGAAAAUAUACAGGAUGAUUUUGCAUACCGAAACAAUGUAUUAAAUGCAGACAGGGAGAUCCGAUUGGCGUUCAUACGCAAAGUGUAUGGUUUGCUGUCUGUGCAACUGCUUGCUACUGUUGCGAUCGCCAGUGUGUUUAUGCUUGUGAAACCAAUCCAAAGUUUCAUACAUGAAAACCAAUGGAUGGUGAUGAUAGCGUUCUUAUUAAGCAUAGUGACAUUGUUCGCCCUGAUUGCUAAGAGACGAGAAUCACCAGCCAACUUGUACCUGUUAGCAGCUUUUACCAUCGUGCAGGCCUACUCUAUCGGAGUGGUGGUGUCCUUCUGCAACACAUUGGUGGUGUUACAAGCGCUUGCAGUCACAUUCUCCGUCGUGCUUGGACUGACUCUAUACACUCUCAACACCAAACGUGACUUCUCAUUCAUCGGAUAUGGACUCGUGGCUGGACUGUGCGUUCUCAUCGUUGGGGGUAUUCUACAAUUGUUCAUCCAAAGCUCUGCGUUCGAGAUUGCACUAUCAUUCGCCGGUGCCGUAUUCUUCAGCUUGUUCCUAGUAUUCGACACUCAGCAGAUGAUGACGCAACUCUCGCCGGAGGAGUAUAUACUUGCCACCAUCAACCUCUAUAUGGAUAUACUAAACUUGUUCUUGUAUAUCCUUAGGAUCCUCAACGAGAUGAACAGAAAUUAGGAUAUUGUAUUGACUUAGUGUUUUUUUUUUGUUUGAGAUUAAAAGUAACUCACUUGUGCUUUGAGGAUUUCACUUGAUCGUUUCAUAUAAUUAAUAUAUAUUAAUCAGACCGUGUUAUGAAUUAUAAUGUA
Messenger RNA from Diatraea saccharalis (sugarcane borer), 997 nucleotides. The record is from the annotation of a GenBank genome assembly. NCBI's taxonomy places the organism in Eukaryota, Metazoa, Arthropoda, Insecta, Lepidoptera, Crambidae.